Molecule: messenger RNA, 3643 nt
Organism: Meriones unguiculatus (Mongolian gerbil)
Lineage: Eukaryota; Metazoa; Chordata; Mammalia; Rodentia; Muridae
Gene: Cyth3
Product: cytohesin 3
Exons: 13
Coding region: 148-1347 (399 amino acids)
Biological process (GO): regulation of ARF protein signal transduction
Molecular function (GO): guanyl-nucleotide exchange factor activity
Source: RefSeq, a predicted model, not a curated record
CCCUCCGAGGAGGCCCGGCCGCGACCCGGGCCGCGCUCGCCGAGCAGCUCCUCAGUUCUCUCCGCGGCCGCCUCUCCUCGUCCCGGCUCCCAGCCCAGUCGCUCCCGCCGGCUCCGGGCUCGCCGGCUGGCGGGGAGCGGCCUCAAGAUGGACGAAGGCGGCGGCGGCGAGGGCGGCAGCGUGCCUGAAGACCUGUCAUUAGAAGAGCGAGAAGAACUUUUGGACAUUCGCCGAAGGAAAAAGGAACUUAUUGAUGACAUUGAGAGGCUGAAAUAUGAAAUUGCAGAAGUGAUGACAGAGAUUGAUAACCUGACCUCAGUGGAGGAGAGCAAAACUACUCAGAGGAACAAGCAAAUAGCCAUGGGAAGAAAGAAAUUCAACAUGGACCCCAAAAAGGGCAUUCAGUUCCUAAUUGAGAAUGACCUGCUGCAGAGCUCCGCAGAGGAUGUCGCCCAGUUCCUGUACAAGGGAGAGGGCCUGAACAAGACCGUCAUUGGAGACUACCUGGGUGAGAGGGAUGACUUUAAUAUCAAAGUUCUUCAGGCUUUUGUUGAGCUGCAUGAGUUUGCUGAUCUCAACCUUGUCCAGGCUUUAAGGCAGUUCCUGUGGAGCUUCAGGCUUCCUGGAGAGGCGCAGAAGAUCGACCGCAUGAUGGAGGCCUUCGCGUCACGAUACUGCCUGUGCAACCCUGGUGUCUUCCAGUCCACAGAUACGUGCUACGUACUGUCGUUUGCCAUCAUCAUGCUCAACACCAGCUUGCACAACCACAAUGUGCGGGACAAGCCCACUGCAGAGCGCUUCAUCACCAUGAACCGCGGCAUCAACGAGGGCGGGGACCUUCCUGAGGAACUGCUGAGGAACUUGUAUGAAAGUAUCAAGAAUGAGCCGUUUAAGAUCCCGGAAGAUGAUGGGAAUGACCUGACACACACGUUCUUCAACCCGGACCGAGAAGGCUGGCUGCUGAAGCUGGGGGGCCGUGUGAAGACCUGGAAGCGGCGCUGGUUCAUCCUCACAGACAACUGCCUCUACUACUUUGAGUACACCACGGACAAGGAACCCAGGGGCAUCAUCCCACUGGAGAACCUCAGCAUCAGGGAGGUGGAGGACCCUCGGAAACCGAACUGCUUUGAGCUGUACAACCCCAGUCACAAAGGGCAGGUCAUCAAAGCCUGCAAGACAGAGGCCGACGGCCGUGUGGUGGAGGGGAACCACGUCGUGUACCGCAUCUCCGCCCCCAGCCCUGAAGAGAAGGAGGAGUGGAUGAAGUCCAUUAAAGCAAGCAUCAGCAGGGACCCGUUCUAUGACAUGCUGGCCACAAGGAAAAGGAGGAUUGCCAAUAAGAAAUAGGUAAAUGCCAAGACCCAGGCUCCACAGCAGAGACCCCGGCUACUCGAGGAGGCGGUGCGGUGCCGGGGUCCGCCAGAGCAGCCAGCCAAGCCUCAGAGCCUGUGCUGUGCUCCGGGACGCUGGUCAGCUGUGAGUGUUUCCUUCCUGUCACUGUCCUGGCGUUGACCUUUGGGGAGACCCUUGUCCACAACAGCACCUGGUGAUACGGCCUCCGGAUCUGCACAGCCCACAUGGGACUCCUUUUCUGGAACCAGAGCCUCAUCCACACCAUGCCACACCUGCUCUUAGGGGCAGCGCUAGCUGUUCUAGAAGUCGCUGUUUUAUAUCAAAAUGGGAAAGGAAAACCUACCACUUUUUUAUUCAGAAUUUUUCUCAGAUAUAUAGGAUUAUAGCUUUUAUAUGCCUUUUUAUAUUCUGAAAAUUAUAAUGAAAGAUACUUAAUUUCUAACAGUAGUAUUUUUAGAAUGGCAGCUCUAAACUCCUGGACACAAGCAUAUACUGUGCACUGAAAACAGCCUAGAUUUGCAGCCCCCAGCGCUGCGGUGGGAGAGGGGCCUGGGGUGGCAGGCGGGGCCCAGGCAGCCUCUGGGUGAAGAGCUGUGCUAAAUUCCCUCACAGGCUUCUAAGACCGCUCGUUCACUAAAAUACGGCAGUGGGUCAGGCUGUUUAUCCCGUCAAGUGCUGAGGCCUGGGAGACGGAGUCCUUUCCUAUGUAUGGGUGAAACCAUAGGAAACUGCUGUUUGACUUUCAGACAUGGCAGUUCCGUGUGGUCCAACCGCACACGGCUCACGGCUUCAGUACUUUUGUUGCUUGCUGUUUUCAAACUUUUAAGUGCUCACUGACGUGUGUUUUGUGUAAUGAGUAGGCAUAAGCAGCCAGAAAUAACCCACCCAGCCUCUGUAGUGCCGAGUUCUCCAGCACUUGACAUCCCGUUUGAGGGGAAAGGCUGAAGAUGGCACUGAGGGGUUCCUGUAGCAUAUAGAACCCUGUGUAUACCGGGGUGUGUGUUCAGGCCACCCUGUGCUUGGGCUGAGACUGGGUAAGGUGGUAGGGCCUUUUCUGUUGCGGCUCUGGGAGGCCCAUUCAUGAUCUGGAGGAACCUCUUGAGGCUUCAUGUGGCUUGUUGGAAAUGGCUUUCCCAUGCAGAACUGCUUCCCUGCUGUCUGCAUCCCGACAGUCCUGGAAAACCAACAACCAUAUGCACCUAGACAUGACUUUCUGUGAGCUGGCUUGAGGCUCUUUGCCUCUGACCUUGGUGGCAGUAACUGUCAUGUAAGAUGGUGCAGGGGACUUGAAGGCCAAAAACUCCCUCAUGCACCAGACUAAUCACUUAUUGGUUUAUUCCCAAGCUUCUAGGGCUUGCUUUCUUUUACUGAUACCUCAAAUCUGAAACCCUUGCAUUUGAGCUGCCUGGCUGGUGUGUAUGCAGCUUGGCUCCCAGUCUUCCGUGGUCCUUACCCCCUCCUCCUUCCCCCUCAACCUGAACCCGCUGCUGGUUUGGCACCUGUUGGGAGGUGCGGACUGGCAUUCCUGUCUCCUCACAUCCAGCCCAGGUGUGGCCCUGGGGAACAGAGCUCUCCGUUGGAUAUUGGGGACAUUAAGCAUGAGGCCACCUGACGCCGUCUUUGAUGCCAUAGUUAUCUUUGAAGGGAUGUUGGUGCUAAGAAUCCGAAGUUACUGGCUCUCAGUACCCACGUGGAGUCACCUAACUCAGGUUAUGUUGUGUCAGUAUUAGCCCCAAGGGCACAAAGGCCAUUUCCAGAGCUUACGAAGGCUCAGGCACACCCCUGUCCGUCACUCUCUCUCUGCGCUCUCACUGAAGCAUUAAGCCCUACUCUGGCCAAAGACAGUUUCCUGUCCUGCCUGGCCCUGGCCGCCAUUUUUGAGUGUCAGGGCACUUGAUGUGGUACCACAGUGUAACUAGGAGCCGUCUGGAGCUGCAGCAGCCUACUGUGCUUCGCGGCACACUGACUUCAGAGCUACAGGUGUGCUUUGCUGACAAGUUAGGUCGUUACAGACCAGAAACCACAAGUUGUGAUUUCCUUCUUUUUACCUUAGAAAACAUUUCUAUUUACAAUAAAUAGUUACUAUGUAAAUAAUGUACAUAUGUAUUAAUUUCUGCAGUGUUUGUUAUACAGUGUACAUACUCCUACAGUCUGCAUGAAGAAAUACCCUAAUAAUGUUGAUAUCAUAAUUUCUGGCUAUUUUAUUGCAAAGCAAACAGCUAGCAAAAUGGAGGGCUUACAGCUGUCAAAUACUGUGUUCCCUAAAUAAAAACGUACUGCUCAAACAAAA